Messenger RNA from Saccoglossus kowalevskii, 1198 nucleotides. Its product is annotated as putative methyltransferase-like protein 24. The record is from RefSeq and is a predicted model, not a curated record. NCBI's taxonomy places the organism in Eukaryota, Metazoa, Hemichordata, Enteropneusta, Harrimaniidae.
CUUUUUGAUGUGAUUAGCAUAUCCACGUUUCACCAUAUAUGCCUAAAGUAUACGUACUAUUUGUCAUUGAGUUUAUAACGUUUGUAGUGUGCUGACAUAGUCAUGAGUAUUCGAACCAAUUCUGCAGCGGCUUUAUCUGCAAUACUACUUGCAGGUGUUUGUCUACUACUUAUAACUGAUCUCAGAAGUAGAAACGUGACGUGCCAUUGUGAAGCCACUCAGCCGGAGAAAAAAUCUAUACCAACAAAUGGUGCCUCGACCAUGGAGAGACAUGUAUUUGAAACAAACGUCUUGAAGAAACAAAGUAACGUAUCGGAGGAAAAACCAUCAGCUACGCUGCAUGUACACAACUCGGCACCAGAUGCAGGAAAAGAAUUUCUACGUUUCAUAUAUAAUUUGAAUGUUUUCCAAAAGCCACGUUUUUACUGCAACAAUUUUCGGCGAGUUGGAACUCAACUACCUGAAGAUGGCGGGUGGUUUGUGUGUUUUGAUGAUAAGAUUAAGCCAAAUUUCGACGACUGUGUUGUGUAUUCUUUUGGAAUCAGAACAGACUGGACCUUCGACGAGGAGAUGUCAAAGUCUGGAUGUAACGUGUAUUCACAUGACCCAUCGAUAGGUUUACCUGACCAUAAACAUUCUGAAAGAGUAUGGUUCUUCAAUACUGGCCUCGACGCAUAUAACUCAGAUGAUGUUGUCAGAACUGUGAAAGGUCAGAAACAACAUUGGAAAAUGCGUUCGCUUGAUAAAAUAUUUGAGGAGAAUGGUCACACUGAUAGAAUCAUUGAGUACUUGAAGUUUGACAUCGAGAAAUCGGAGUACGCCGCAAUCCCACAGAUGUUGCAAACUGGAACACUUAAUAAUGUGAAACAACUAGCAUUCGAGUUUCACAUAUUUGGAAUUGCACCAGAGGACCAAGAACACAAAUUUCAAGACAUAAAUAAAAACAUUUUAAUGGCUUUCAAUGAUCAUGGUUUUUACCUAUGGAAUGUUCACGAAGUUCCCUAUUCGUGUGGUCAGUUCGAUUUCGAUGACCUGGGCAGACACUCAGGCUGCAUUGAAGUGUUUUUUGUGAAUUCGAAGUUCAUGAAAUAGUGUAUUGCAUGUAUUAUCGACAAAUACGAUUAAUUGUAAGCCAAUAAAAAGAUGAUCAUCUGGUCAAAGUGCUCAUUAUGAAAUAAAAAUACCAAUGUGUGACAUU